GUCGCUUGAACCGAAUGGGCUACGAUGGCGCCGCCGUCUAGAGAGGUCAUCGACCUCACCGUCGAUGACGAUGACGACGGACGGCCGCCCCAGAAACGGGCAUAUCCCUUGUCACCUACCAAGGCUGAGCGACUGCGAGCCCUCCGCGACAGGCUUCGGGACGACAUCGCGAGCUACGAGAACCUCAUCGCGCAGGGCGUUCCCAUCCCCCAUGGCCACCCCUACGUGCCGCCCCGAGCUGUGCCGCCCCGAUCUGCUCAGAAUCGGAGGGACUACAUUCCUAUCGUCCCCAGUCCUCCCUCCCCACCGCUUCAGCCAGUCGCGAAACGACAAAAGCUCUCCGGGACUCCGAGUGACGUCUUGAGCCAUGAGCAGCUCAUGACCAAAUCUAUCGGCCUACACCUGUCCGAGUAUGCGAAGGCCGCCGUGGUACCCUUCAGGAACAAGGAUGUCGACGAGGAUAAGCUCAAGGCAGAGAUCCAAUCGGCCCUUGCAAGAGAAUACGAAGAUACGGUUCGGCAGAAUGGAAGGCUACCCGACGACCUGGUCGGCGCUGUCACUCAGCGUGCCAGAAACUUAGCUAAGAGCUACGCUUCUCUGCCGGGCUUUCGACGAAUGCAGUUUGUUCACUCGACACAAAACGGUGCCCCAGCAGCCCAAAAGAACGCGAUCCCUAUCUCUCGACCUCCCGGCCUUGCAAACCGCCUUGCAAACCGCCUGCCUCCUGUGAAUCGACCGCUCGCUCCUGCCGCCUUCGCAGCGCAGGCGCUUCCCAUUGGACCACCGUCUAUUACAGAACCGACUCCGAGUCCAGUCCAGAGCCUCUAUCGCUUCCCAGACACCGUUGAGACACCGCAGCAGCACCAGGCCAGGCAGCCCAUCGCGCAGCAUGGCCCAGCUCGAGCCACACGAUCCCAAGAUACUGUGGUGCCGAUGACGUCUCACCCCUCAAACGCACCUCGCCCUCCGCGGCCGAACACACCUCUUGCCUCCAGAAAAACGAGAUCUGCUGCAAAAACAGCUCCGACUUCCCCGACAAACUACCGGUCUCGUGCUAAGGUCGCGGCUUGGAAGUCCAGGAAGGAUGGCCAUGAGGUGCAGCAGCGACCCACUUCAGCAUUCUUCUCUCUCGAGCUCCGUCCAUAUCUUAAGGCGAAGGACAGGCAAGAGAUCUUGAACCGAAGCGGCCGUCUGAGUAGAAUAGGACCGGACCUCCUGAACAAGCCCCAUAUCUUCCACGUGGACUUCACUCUAGAGGAAGCUCGUGAGCUCCAACUGGCGGCUCGGCAAGUUAUGGGGUCCGAGACGAUGCAUAACGAUCCGGUUAAGGGCCUGGCCAAACUUCUCAAGCGUUUCAAGAGCGGAAGUGAUAUCGAUCGCCUCGUCAAUCAACUCCAAACCGAUCGCAGAGAUACAGCCGCCAUCGCUGGCUUCCUCCACGAUGUGUAUCAAAAGAAAGCUAGGGUUGACGAUCCACGACUGCUUUCAAUAGACAAAGAUGUCUUUGACAGGCGCGGUGAAGCUCUGCGAGAGAGCCGUCUUUCAUCGCUUCUGAUGGCGCGAGAGGUCACCGGCAAUUGCUUCAGAACGACCCACAUGAGACAUCUUACCAAUGAGUUCCACAAGAGCCUUGAAGACGGUCUUGAGCUCCGGACAGAGUUCACCAACUGCGCUGGCGAUGUCUCCGCAGUCAGCUGGGUAUCGAACUCUGCGUACAUAGCCGGUACGACCGUGCAUAUGGAUACCCACAACCAGCAAUACAACAAGCCCGGGAACCUUCUGCUGGGCUCAGUCGCGCCGUCACGCAUCACUUUGAAGUCUUAUCCCGACCACCGCAUUCCUCGUCCGAUUGUUGAGAAGGGUGAGAAUUCUACAAACGAUAUGCGCGAAUCUCAGGACCCAUGGCUGUACACGUCAGUUGUCUCGUCCGAUUACGACCCAAUACACGACCGGACCUAUACAUCUGGUUUUGACCGAAGCGCCAAGGUCUGGCGGGUGGACAAGUCGGGGCCCUCGAUGCAAUGUAUCGGAACAUGGAUGCACAAAGGCUUCGUCAACUUUGUGCAGGCUUCGCAGCUGGGCCACCCAACAGGCCUGGUUGCCACUGCCGCCGACGUGCCCACCGAGGCUGUCAGAAUCUACACCGUCAACCCCGAGGAUAUCUCAGGAAGCCCAUAUAGUUCAUUUUCGGCUACCAGGGUACCGGACGCUGACGGAACCUUCUCGAACAAAUGGACCUAUUUUCCGUCGACAAUGAAAUGGGGCGUAGAGGAAAGCGUUCGCCAUCUUUUGCUGGUUGGCUUCUCCCCGCGCACUCUCACCGAUGAUGACAAUGACAUUCCUGAGGAUCGCCUGAACACCGGCGAGCUGUGCCUAUGGGAUGGCAUCACGGGACAGGCGAUUCGGAUCCCGGGCGCAAAGACCCAAAACGUCUUCGAGGUGCUAUGGCACCCAUAUCGGCCCGAGUUCAUCGCGGCAUCUUCACCAGCAGGCGACUUUGAUGCUGAUAUUCGAACGCAAAUCAGGAUCUUUGCUAGAGACAAGACCCCUGAUCAGGAUGUUCAGUUUAGAUUCGUGAAGUCUUUCGACUGCACAGCUGUUGACAUCAAUGAGCUCACCAUCAUGCCGAACAGUCCUGCGUUCUUCUACAUCACAGCCGGGUGUACGGAUGGCAAGACGUACGUGUGGGACUCGGCUCAACCGGAGAGCUUUAGGAGGAGACCUAUUCAUGUGCUCGCUCACGGGCCCCCUCUGGCGGGCAUCGCUGUGGGCGACAACGAAGACGACACCGGCGUCAAGUUUACAGCGUGGGCGGCGUCGCUGGAUCGGUUUUACACGGGAUCUUCGGACGGAGUAGUCAAGGUUUGGAAUAUCCGAGGACGAAAAGCCAAAGGCAGAGUUAUCCUCGAGGCGCCAGCCCAGAUCUCGCACGGGGCCUUCUCGCCUGACUACUCCAAGCUCGUGAUCGGCGACGCAAGCGGGCGUGUCUUCAUCCUAUCCGUCGGCGAAGAUGAGGAGAAACCACCAUCCUUUAUCAACCUGUCCGGCCCUCCGGGGUUGGGUUCGAUGAUACGGCGCAGACCAACGGCAAUCACGCCACAUGGCGAGCCUCCGCCUCCGCCAGAGCUCCUCCAGGCACGCGAGACGAAUGCCGACCUGGGACGCGCCUAUGUCGCCGAGAGGCAGCUCAAGUUCAGCGGAGAUAUCACGGUGGGAAUGGUCCAGGACGUCAAUUACGCCGAGACGGGGCUGUUUAGGCCCGAGGCACACGCCGACCACGACCCGGCCAAGGAUCUCGUGGCGUGGGUCGAGAGCCAGCAGCAGGCCAACCUGAAGAUGUUUGCCAAGGCUCCCAUCCGGACUAAACGCGUGGGGAGAAUCAGCUCAUCUGGCAGAGAUGCGGACAAUAUGGCCAUCGAUGGGGAAGAGUCCGGGGCGGCUGACAUGACGAGACGACAUGAAGACAACUGCAGGCUCGACCUGGACCUUGAGGGCUUGAGCCUCGAGACCCGAGAGGCACUGGAAAGAGACCGCGUCCCACUGCAAGAGCUCCGCGAUGGUGUGGACUACUGCGGGCUCGACUAUGUCGACGAGGUUGAGGAGAACCUCAAGAAGGGUGUCGUCGAUCGGAGUAAGGAAGACGACGACGGCAUGGGCUACUGAGUGGAGACUGCUGCGGUCGCUUGGGCGGCCAGUCUGGCUGGCAUAUGGCAUUUACUGUCAACGGACGCGAGGCGAGGCAAAGACCUUGACUGCUUGAGCUUUACUUGCAUGGGAGCGAGGCGCCGGAGAUCAUAGCUUUGUAUGCCCCGAAUUUUGGCAUCGCAAAGUGUGAAGGGUAUGGAAUGGACUUGGUGUAUCAUGUGCUGGAACUGGUGUCCUUUGCCAGGGACGAAGAGAUCAUUUGCGCAGGCUGAGCACCGUGUAUAUUUGUGCUUGCUCCCACGUCUUGUCAAG
This is a messenger RNA of Diaporthe batatas, 3957 nucleotides long. RefSeq lists its product as uncharacterized. Gene Ontology annotation, cellular component: TORC2 complex; TORC1 complex. Bases 25 to 3663 code for a protein of 1212 amino acids. The record is from RefSeq and is a predicted model, not a curated record. Gene Ontology annotation, molecular function: protein binding. The transcript is spliced from 3 exons. NCBI's taxonomy places the organism in Eukaryota, Fungi, Ascomycota, Sordariomycetes, Diaporthales, Diaporthaceae. Gene Ontology annotation, biological process: regulation of actin cytoskeleton organization; TOR signaling.